Balaenoptera acutorostrata (minke whale) is the source of this 1015-nucleotide messenger RNA. RefSeq names its product sirtuin 4 (gene SIRT4). The record is from RefSeq and is a predicted model, not a curated record. Bases 71 to 1015 code for a protein of 314 amino acids. NCBI's taxonomy places the organism in Eukaryota, Metazoa, Chordata, Mammalia, Artiodactyla, Balaenopteridae. Gene Ontology annotation, molecular function: NAD-dependent protein lysine deacetylase activity; NAD+ binding. The transcript has 4 exons.
UUUCCCAAAGUGCAGAUACAGCCAGUCGGUCCCCCUGUCGGGCGCGGAGUGUCCCUUAAGCUGUGAAAGAAUGAGGAUGAGCUUUGGGUUGACUUUCAGGACAGCAAAAGGCCGCUGGGUGGCGAACCUCAGCCAGCAGUGCUCACACGGAUCCACUGGGUUAUUUGUGCCACCAAGUCCUCCUCUGGACUCUGAGAAGGUCAAAGAGUUACAGCGCUUUAUCACCCUUUCCAAGAGACUCUUAGUGAUGACCGGGGCAGGAAUCUCCACUGAGUCGGGGAUCCCAGACUACAGGUCAGAAAAGGUGGGACUUUAUGCCCGCACGGACCGGAGGCCCAUCCAGCAUGGGGAUUUUGUACGGAUCGCUCAAAUCCGCCAGCGGUACUGGGCGAGAAACUUUGUGGGCUGGCCUCAGUUCUCCUCCCACCAGCCUAACCCUGCACACUGGGCUUUGAGCAACUGGGAGAGACUCGGAAAGCUGUACUGGUUGGUGACCCAAAAUGUGGAUGCCUUGCAUACCAAGGCGGGGAGUCAGCGCCUGACAGAACUCCACGGAUGCAUGCACAGGGUCCUCUGCUUGGGUUGCGGCGAGCAGACUCCCCGAGGGGCGCUGCAAGAGCGGUUUGAAGUCCUGAACCCCACCUGGAGCGCUGAGGCCCAUGGCCUGGCUCCGGACGGUGACGUCUUUCUCACCGAGGAGCAGGUACAGAGCUUCCAGGUCCCGCCCUGCUCUCGAUGUGGGGGCCCCCUGAAACCAGACGUCGUCUUCUUCGGGGACACGGUGAACCCUGACAAGGUUGAUUUUGUGCACAGGCGGGUAAAAGAAGCCGACUCCCUCCUGGUGGUGGGAUCGUCCUUGCAGGUAUACUCGGGCUACAGGUUCAUCCUCACUGCCCAGGAGAAGAAGCUGCCAAUCGCAAUACUGAACAUCGGGCCCACGCGGUCGGACGACUUGGCAUGUCUGAAACUGGAUUCUCGUUGCGGAGAGCUGCUGCCUUUAAUAGACCCACGCUGA